UUAAAAAGUAUAACUUAUGGAUCAGGCAAAUAAGUUACAAUACUAAUAACAAGUUGAAAAAUAUCUAGAAAGAAACAAAGUGUAUAAUAUCUUUGAGGAUUUACUUAAAGCACUUAUUAUUAAAAAGCCCAAUGAUCCAAUACAAUUUUUGAUCAAUAAAUUGCAAGAACCAGAAAGUACUUUUCAACUUUGAUUAAAGCAAAAAAAAUAUUUGUAAUAGGACCACCAGGAUCUAAAUUACUUGAGUUAUCUCUAACACUUGCAGAAUACAUGAAUUUCCAUUGUGUUUCCAUAGGUGACUUGAUUGAAAAAGAAUUAAGCAAGAAAUCAGAAUUAGUAUGAUAAAUUAAUUAUAAGAUAGAGUUAACAAAUAUAAGAUUCUUUGGAUAAAUUUUAAUAUGUCAGUGAUGAUAUUGUUAUCAAUAUUGCGCUGAAUCAAAUGUAACAUUUAGAAAAUGAAAAAAAGAGCUAUAUUUUUGAAGGAUUUCCUAAGACUAGAGUUUAAGGUUUAGCAUUUUAGAAAGAAGGAAUAAUUCCUGAUGCUUUUCUUAUACUGGAAAUGUCUGAAGAUAAAAUAUAUUAAUGUUGUUUAAAAAAAUUAGACACAGAGCCAUUUAGUAAAUUGAUUAAUAAAGAAGAAUUAGCAAGAAAUCAUUCAUUAGAAUAUUAAUUGAAUCUUAAAUAAGUAAAAGAGAUUUAUAAGAAUUAAUAUUUUUCUGUGGAUGGAGAAAAGAACUAUGAAUUAGAAGAUAUGGCUGUAUUCUAUUAAUAUAAUGUAGUAACGACUAAAAUAUAAAUUAUAUAAUAAUGCACCUACAAGAGCAGGAAGAAUAAUUGUAAUAGGACCUCCAGGAUCAGGAAGAUCUACAUUAGCUAAACAUUUAUGUUAAAGAUAUGGAUUUGUUUAUAUCUCUACAAGAGAAUUAAUUUCAAAUUUGGUUAAUAAAAAAGGUACCACUGGUAAGGAAGCAUUUGAAAAAGUGAAUAAAGGAGAUUUGGUUGAUGACAGAAUAAUUAAUGCUCUUAUUAAAGAAAGAAUUAAUCAGACUGAUUGUUAAUUGUAAGGUUAUGUGAUUGAUGGUUAUCCUAAAACUGAAAAAUAAUUAGAAUCAUUAAAUGAACUUAAUAUCUAACCAACAUUAAUUGUUAUUAUUGAUGCAGCUGAUGAUAUUAUUCUUAGAAGAUUAACUUAGCGUAGAACAGAUCCUAUAUCUGGAAGAGUAUAUAAUUCACUUGAUGAAGCAGAUAAAGAAGUCAAAUCAAGAUUAAUUAUUGCUCCUAAUGAAAAAAGAGAUGUUGUGUAACUCAGGUAUUUAUUAUAAUUAUUUAUAUUAGAUUAAAAAGAUGGGAUGAUUUAAAAUAAUUAAUUGAUGGAACACCAAAAUAUGCUUCAGUCAUUUUCAAAGCUUCUGGAGAUACUCAAUUGAACAAUAUUAUUGAAUCAGUUUGCUAUCAUUUAGAGAAAAUGAAUUGAUAUAUUUUUGUUAGAUUAAUCAUAGC
Paramecium sonneborni is the source of this 1500-nucleotide messenger RNA. Lineage: Eukaryota; Ciliophora; Oligohymenophorea; Peniculida; Parameciidae. The record is from the annotation of a GenBank genome assembly.